AUGGCACGGACAUUCCAUGGACGAGAGAGGGGAAUUCUGGGAUCGCGUGGGCGGGCAUUUCGAUCGCAAUCGCCGCGAAGAAGAGGAAGAUGGCCCGUUGCGGUGAGCGCGUUUCUCUCUUUUUUUUUUCUCUUGUUUACCCUCGUGUAUUUUAAACACUCACAUCCCUCUCUCUCUUCCUCUCUCUCUUUGUCCAUUUUAUACACCACUCGCAGAUGCUUACUGAACAAGUGUGGCGACCAAACGCGCGAUUGCAUUCACUCGAAAGCGUGCAGAGACUUCAUGAGGUGCACAAUCAACUGCGGCCGCGAAGGCCGCCGAACUGAGAGAAAAGAUAUCGAUGGAUUAUCUUUUAAUCCGACAAAGUGCGCGUUCGCGUGUGUCCAAGAACAAAGCGAAUCGGAUGCUGUGAAGAAGUUUUCUUUGUGUACGAUUACGAGCGGGUGCUCUUUACCGCUUCAAUAA
This is a messenger RNA of Bathycoccus prasinos, 465 nucleotides long. RefSeq lists its product with no specific name. NCBI's taxonomy places the organism in Eukaryota, Viridiplantae, Chlorophyta, Mamiellophyceae, Mamiellales, Bathycoccaceae. The transcript has a single exon. The coding region runs from base 1 to 465 and encodes 154 amino acids. The record is from RefSeq and is a predicted model, not a curated record. Gene Ontology annotation, molecular function: violaxanthin de-epoxidase activity.